Drosophila serrata is the source of this 2445-nucleotide messenger RNA. RefSeq names its product fascetto (gene feo). The record is from RefSeq and is a predicted model, not a curated record. Gene Ontology annotation, cellular component: cytoplasm; mitotic spindle midzone; spindle. Gene Ontology annotation, molecular function: microtubule binding. Gene Ontology annotation, biological process: mitotic spindle midzone assembly; microtubule cytoskeleton organization. NCBI's taxonomy places the organism in Eukaryota, Metazoa, Arthropoda, Insecta, Diptera, Drosophilidae.
GGCCGCCAUUUCGAUUUGAAUUUACUGGUGGCGUCGCUUAAUUUCGUCAAGAUAAACACAUUCCAGUCUGGUGCAGUCAACUUCGAGUUCAUCUGAAACUCCAGGCGGCUAUUGGCAAAUAGUCAUGCCUUUUAAAUAGAACGUCAACGCAUUUCUGGACGCCAAUAUCAAACAGCAAACAUCACUACAUCUGAACUCAACAAAACGGGUCAUGGAUAGCCACAACUUCGCGUCGUUUAAGGCGGAAAUCCUGGAGAUGACAGCGGAGAAUGUGGACUUGCUGCACGCUAUGUGGUUGCGCAUCUUCGACACAAAGACCUGUGGCGAAUUUCUGCACAGGCUGAAGGAUCACGCGCAAACCUUCUACACUGAUUUGCUGAACGAGUCGCGCGAAAAGCAGCAGACAAUCAUCGACGAGAUCGCCGGCCUGCGAGCUGAAGCCAGAGACCUAACGCGCCUGCUCCACGAGUCUGUGGACAUCGGUGAGCGGCCAGAUGACGUCCCGCUGGUCAUCUGGCAGCUGAAGCUGGACAAAAGCAUCGAGCAUCUGCGCGAGGAACUGGGCAGGCGCCGCGCUGAGAUUUGCGAGCUGCUGCUCCAGCAGGAACAGCUAUGCGAGGAACUGGGAGAACUGCCCUUGCCCCUGCUGGCAGAUCCUCUGCCUCUGCCGGAGGAGAUGGACGCGUUCCGGGAUCACCUUGAGCGGCUGCGCACCCAGCGAGUGUUGCGCCUUAAAGAAAUGGACCAGCUGCGCCAGAGCAUCAAGCACAACAUGAAGUUGCUGGAGUGUCUGCCGCAGACGGACCAGGAGGAGCGCCUACUGAAUCAGGUGGAUCACUGCCUCACGCCCGAGACCUUUGAGCGUUUGCGUCGAAUGCAUAAGGAACUCUCCGACCAAAUGCAGGAGAUGCGUGAGCGAAUUGACGACAUGCGCGAAAAGAUUCGUGUUCUGUGGGAGCGUCUGCAGGAGACGGACGAAUAUGCCAUGCGACGGGUGCGAGAGGCGACCGAAUACACACAGUACACGUACGACGUUCUCCGAGAGGAGCUUCAGCGAUGCCAGGCCCUCCGAAGGCAGAACCUUAAGAUAUUCAUCGAACAGCUCCGCGUCGAGAUCAAUAAGUGGUGGGAUCUAACCCUUAAGAGCCCGCAGGAGCGCAAGAGGUUCUCCAACUACUACAACGACUGGUACAAUGAGGACCUGCUGGAGCUUCACGAACUGGAACUGGACGACCUCAAGAGCUUCUAUGAAAAUAACAAGGAGAUAUUUGAUCUGUACGAAAGCCGGGCGGAGUUAUGGGCGCGCAUGGAGGCGCUGGAGGCCAAGGCCAGCGAGCCCAACCGCUUCAACAACCGCGGUGGUCAACUGCUUAAGGAGGAGAAGGAACGCAAGGCCAUUACAUCCAAGCUGCCCAAGAUCGAGCAGCAAAUCACUGAGCUGGUGCAGGCGUACGAGGCCAAGGAGAACACCCCGUUCCUGGUGCACGGCGACAACAUCUUAGAGCGCAUGGCCGCCGACUGGGAACGCCAUCGCCAGGCCAAGCUACUGAGCUCCGCUCGCAAAAAGGCACCGACCACAGCGUCGGCCAGCAAGAUCAUGCCUCCGCCCGCUAUGGGCUCGACAGCUCCUCGCACGCCACGCACGUUGCGCAAUAUGUCGGCCAUGUCCAGCUCAACUAUGUCUCUCCGGAAGACACCUUCAACACAGCAUUUACGCCCGUUGAACGUCACCAAGAGCACGGGCAACUUGCACAAGCGCCUCAAUCCAUCUGGCAUAGUUCCGCCUGGUCCGAAGACACCGAACGCCAAGCGUAGCCUGAUCGGUUCUCUAAACGCCGUAAAGGGAUCACCAGCUGUGCGCAGCAGCAGCCAACGCUUGUUGGCCGUUGGUCAGCCCCACAACCAGUUAAAGGCCAGUAAGUCACCUCUGAAGCGGGUGCGCGUCCUUGAGACAACACUACGUCGCAGCGGCGGCAUGGGCAGACGAAGCAUUGGAACGCGUGCAAGCAAGAAACCACGCACCAGGACCACAGAGAAGGAAAACACACAAAACGGGCCGGACGACUACACCACGGAUGAUAACUCCGACCAGGGGGUAUCCUACGAAGAAUUCCAGCCUCCCGGCCGCUCUUCAAUGCUUCCGCGUCAGCGUCUUCAGGCGCCACGGAUGAUGCGCCACGCGGUAGCCACCACCAUGCAGCGUCAGCUGGAGGAGGAGGAGCACCAGCAGGAGCCACGCGCCAGGAACACCCCACCGUCGCCUCGGGAGAGCCUGAUGGUGGUCCAGCCGCGUCGACAGUUUUAGAGAGACAGUUCCCCAGGACAUUUACUUAAUUUUAGUUAGCACGUACCUUUACUACUCGGUUAACAGUUCGUGUUUCCCUUGUUUGCACUGCACUUUAUGUUCUGUUUUAUCAUUAAAUUCUGUUUGCUAACUAAUAAUAA